CAGAAAAGUAAAAACAGAUUUCAUGAUGACGAUCGUUGAAAAUACUCCGUCUCAACCUUCAAAUUUCAAGAUGAUUAGACCACGGAAGAUAAAAAAUAUAAGUCCAUUGAGUGUGUUGAAGAGUGUUGGACCGAAGCUGGUGCCAUUCUUCAAGACAGUGGCUAUAUUUUUCGUGCUCUUCCCGACUUCUGACACGUCAACACUGUUCUGUUGUGUCAUUAAGAUUCUCCCAAUUCUGUCGCUGAUUGUAUUUGUGUUGCUACACGGCAUGAACCUGGAUGAGGUCUAUGUGUAUUCACGACGCGUGUUACUUGGACUCAUUUUUUCAAUGAUCGGAGAUAUCUGUCUGGUAUGGAAAGCAAAUUAUUUCCUCCAUGGGAUCGCAUCCUUCGCGAUUGCCCAAGCAUUCUACGCUAGAGCUUUUGGGUUGCUGCCUCUGAAACACAUCUCCGGGGCUGUAUGCUUCACCGUUGGAGCAAUCACGUACCUGUAUUUAGUGCCAGGACUUGAAGGCCCGAUGGUGUAUUUCGUUGCUAUGUACACAGCUCUUAUCAUGUUCAUGGCAUGGAGGGCUAUCGCGAGGGUACAGUUCUUCGAAGACGAUUGGACUUGGAAUGACGAUCUUUGGACUUGGACGAAAUUAUGCGGAUGUAUGGGUGCUCUUCUGUUCAUGGUGUCUGACCUCACCAUAGCUAUGGACAGGUUUAGAUUCUCUGUGCCAUUUGCACACACAUUCAUCAUGAUGACAUACUAUGCCGCACAAAUGAUGAUUUCGCUCUCUGUAAUUGACAGUCAAGUUGACAUCGUUCUGGAGAAAAGUAAAAAAUUGUAACUUAACAAGACUUCAACAAACAGUACUCUACAAUACAACUGUUGUGAUUACUAAGUCACCGUUGUUUUGGAUUUCGUAAAAUGACAGUAUUUAAUGAAGAAAUUGAAACUGAAUCAGCGCACAUCAAAGAAAAAGCAGUCAAUCAAUCAGACGAGUGGCGGGGCCACUUGGAUGGUACGGGAAAAGAAGUUGAUACUUCACUUUAUAAUUUAUCAAUGCAAGCCUCUUUUUGAGGAUGACGAAUCGAUGCUUCUAUUUAGUUCUGUAAAUAUUUACACCUAUAUUCAGCUUUAAUAGUACACAUAUUCCUAAGGAAGCUUUAUGACAGAAAAACAGUUGUUUGGCCAAAUGGUCUCCCAAUGUUAGUGUGUAUUAUGCUAUUGUCAUGGCAAUGUUGAUAAAUAUUAACUCAUUUUCAAUGGACAGUUAGUAGACAAUUAAAAAGUGGUAAUUAUUUUUGAUUACCACAUAAUUACCACUGUCUUAGUCAUGUUUUGAAGACAGGUGGUGAUUUGACCAAGAAUGAUAAGGUACAUGUAGUUGUAGCAAUUAUUUAAAGGUAGAUUGAGAUACCAACUCUUUAAAAACAAUUCUCAAUUUUGGAUUCUUAGAGGCUUAUUUAAAUAACAGACUUUACACCUUGUGUUCAUUUUUCUACAAUGUGGAUAUUACUGUACUGUACAUAGAAUUUUUACGAUGUUCUUUUAUGGAUUCUACCUUUAAAUAAUUAUUCAAUUAUGAGAUGAUGAAAGGAAUUGUUGCACUUCUUUAGAUGUAAUUUACCUCAAGGUGUAUUUGUGUUUCUAUGGUAACCAGCACCUGCCAAGCAUCCAAUUAUCUCUUAGAUUCAUCCUGUUCUAACAUAGCAGCAAAAUACAUAGGAAUAUUUUUUAUACAAUUGAGUAUCACGAAGUCUAUAGUUAAAUCUAGAUGUUGAAAAAUUAUCAUCAUCAUCUGAGGAUUCGAAGUAAAACAUUCAAUAUAUGUGAAUUUGUAAUUUAUCAUUUUUGGCAAAAAAGACGGAGGCUAUUUUUUGAAUAUGUCAUGAAUCAUGUUUCAAUUAAUGCAUAGUUACCAUAGCAUGUUGCCAUAGCAACAUCAUUGUUGUAUCAUUUACUAUAAAAUAUUUCACUUCCUCGUGUAUGAAAGCAUAUAUCUUUCUAUGUUAUCAUAUCCACCUAGUGCAUGUAGUUAUUGUUAUUAUAAUAUUGUUAUUAGGUUGUUGUGCCACACAUUGCCAAAUGGUGUUGCCAUUCUGUCAUCAAACGAUGCGGUAUUUAUCUAUCAAUCAUGUUAUUAUAAAUUACCCGUGUGUUUAAUGAGGUUUUACUUAGUUCUAAAGUAGUCUUGUAUUGAGGAUUACAAAUCACUUGUACAGAUUGUUGUAUCGUUCACUGUUAAUAUUUCAUAAUUAUAUACAUAUAAGUCCAUUUUCUCU
Owenia fusiformis is the source of this 2270-nucleotide messenger RNA. Lineage: Eukaryota; Metazoa; Annelida; Polychaeta; Sabellida; Oweniidae. The record is from the annotation of a GenBank genome assembly.